This is a messenger RNA of Phaeodactylum tricornutum CCAP 1055/1, 1300 nucleotides long. RefSeq lists its product with no specific name. The record is from RefSeq and is a predicted model, not a curated record. Lineage: Eukaryota; Bacillariophyta; Bacillariophyceae; Surirellales; Neidiaceae. The coding region runs from base 88 to 876 and encodes 262 amino acids. The transcript is spliced from 2 exons.
AGCAUUGUUAUUCAUCAUUUCCACUCAUCAUGUAUCCUUCGACGUGCCUCUAGAUCCGUUUCAGCAAGUCUUCUUUCAUUCUCCAACAUGUCGUCAUCGUCAGCUGUAGAUAUUACGGUGACACUCGUUUCGACGGCAUCGGGGCAAUCCGAAAGCUUUCCAUUGUCCCCCUCGACAACCAUUGCCGAACUCUUGGACUGGGCAAAGGCUUUGUUCGGUGUCGACGGAAACGUUCGACUCUACAAAGACGGAAAGCUUCUAUCAAAUCCUUCGUCAAGUUUGAAAGCGGCCGGCAUCGUCAAUGGAGAUUUAAUUGCGGCGCAGAGUGCCAUUGCCGCCCUUCCUUCUGCCCCACCACCGACGGCUUCUACGCCGGCGGGAAGCGGAGGUUUAGACUUUAGCAAUCUGUUCGCGGCGCAAAGUGCUGGAUCUACAAACGCAGCCUCGGCGUCACUGUUGUCGGAGGUUGCCCCUGCUCCCUCGUACUAUCCCGGGAUGAGCUUGAGCGAUGCCGUGGCGCACAAUCCGCAUCCUCAUACCUUUGUAUCUCUGCUAUUCUCGAAAGAGCAUUUACGGAAGGAACUCAACUACCAUAAUCCGCGGCUCGCCGUCCGACUGGAAUCCCAAUCGCUGGAAGAGGCCGUCCGCAUAUGGCGGGAAGAAAUGGUCAAGGGUGGCAUUCAAAAGGCCGUCCAGAAUAGUUCACAUUAUCAUAUCGAGCAAGAUAUGAAGCGCCGGUUGACGCCGUUCUUGCACGAAAAGGACCUGGCCGAGGCGCAGGGCGGUACGAAAGGAUUUGACCCGCAAAAGUCCAACGAGGAAUUCUUGCGAAGACAGAGAGAAGAAAGCGAAGAUGAUCCCUCGAUGAAAGACUAAUCAUCUAUACCAAUGGCUAUCUAUGUUUACCGGACUUUGACUCUUUUCUUUGUUUCCGUUGGGAGUGUAUGCCCCCAGAAAAUGGAGUUGAGCCUUGCCCUCGCCUGUGGACAUUGAAUAGCAGAAGCUUCCAAAAGUGCUACCUUGCUAACCUUAUGGACUACUUGCAAUUCGAAAAGCCGUCAUACAUGGCAAUGAACAAAACAUGAACCUCUUUCGUAUUCCGCCACUUGCCUCGUUUCAUUGAUUACACUGCACAAAGGAAAUGGCUUAAUAAUAAGGGAUACUUAUAUGCACGGAGAGCGGAGUGGGAAGCGUUCGAUGCGGAAAAAUUGACAUGGUCGAUUCAAAUCUCCGUAAACUCGCUCGGCACCUACUAGAGAAACUAAUUUGACUGCCCUAAGUUUGCGUGGAUUUUCAAAAC